This is a messenger RNA of Cannabis sativa, 3658 nucleotides long. Its product is annotated as disease resistance protein RPV1. Lineage: Eukaryota; Viridiplantae; Streptophyta; Magnoliopsida; Rosales; Cannabaceae. Bases 724 to 3450 code for a protein of 908 amino acids. The record is from RefSeq and is a predicted model, not a curated record. The transcript is spliced from 4 exons. Gene Ontology annotation, molecular function: ADP binding. Gene Ontology annotation, biological process: signal transduction; defense response.
AAUUUUAUUUUGUUAUUAGUGUUUAAGUUAUAUUUUUGAGUAAUCCAAUGUUAUUGAUGAUAAAUUUUGUUUAUUUUAUAUUUCGAGAACUUUUGAAAUAUUCCAAAAUACAGGAACUUGUUUAUGGCAAAAAGGUGAAAAAGAUUUCCUCACAAAUCUUCAAAAAAAAAAAAAAGUGCUAUUUCGUUCAUAAUUUUUAUGUAAAUCUUAAGUCAUCGGUCAAGUUUCUUACAAAAAAAGGAAAUAACAGGAACUGGAAGGCAUCUAUAUCUCAAUGAACGAGCACACAGGAAAUUUGAAUAUCGAAAACUGAAUACAAUUUCGGAUUGUGAUGAAAACACAUGGCUUUCUAAUGGCGUUGAUUCUUAUUUCUCUCAAUUGUUCUGUGUUAGUUCAAAAUUAUUAUAAAAAGGAAAUAAAGAGAAGAACACUUAAUACAUCUUAGUAAAAUUUAUAUUGUUUUAGUUGAAUAAUUGUAUUGUCUUUGUGUGUGUGAAAGAUUCUGUAUGACCUUAAUUAGGCUUGGUGAUGUGUAUUUGCAAGUGGUGUAGGGAUAAGACUGUAAAAUUCCUACAACAUAGUUGACUUCAAGGACAUAAUAUUCUUGCUCAAAAGUUGCAAAUUGCAACGAACAGCAAUGCAAGGAUAGAAUUUUCAAGCUUGUCAUCAUUCUUUCUUGUUUCUCAUCUGUACAAUACAUGGGUUUUCUGUGAAAGAAAUAAUAUGGCUGCUUCUACUUCUUCUAACUUUAUGCCCGAAAAAUAUGAUGUUUUCAUCAGUUUUAGAGGGGAGGAUACUCGUGAUCAUUUUACAAGCCAUCUUCACGAAGCAUUGCUUCAGAAGAAAAUUGAAACCUACAUAGAUAACAUGCUUAACAGAGGAGAUGAGAUCUCACCAGCAUUAAAGAAAGCUAUAGAAGAGUCAAAGGUGUCAGUCAUAGUUUUUUCAGAAAACUAUGCUUCUUCCACAUGGUGCUUGGAUGAACUCGUGCAUAUAAUUUGGUGCAAAGAAGAACUGGGGAAGAUAGUCAUUCCUAUUUUCUACAAUGUGAAACCAUCUCAUGUCCGGGGACAGUUGGGAACCUAUGCAGAUGCGUUGGCUGAGCUCGAGGAAUGUUAUCUGGGGAAAAUAGAUAAAGUACAUGAGUGGAGGAAGGCUUUGAUCACUGCAGCCAAUCUAUCUGGAUGGGCUUCAAUGCACGUCAGCCCUGAUUCAAAGUUAGUGAAAGAGAUUGUCGAAGACAUUUUGAAGAAACUCAGUCGUGUACCGAUUGAAGACUUAAAGGGUUUUGUUGGAAUGGAGAAACGCAUUGAGAAGAUAGAAAGAAUGCUGGAAGUUGGAUCGAAAAGUACUCGUAUUGUGGGGAUUUUUGGUAUGGGUGGAAUUGGUAAAACAACUCUUGCUAGAGUUGUAUUCAACCGUUUUGCUUCUCGAUUCGAAGGUUGCUGCUUUCUAUUGAAUGUUAGGGAAGAAUCAAAGAAACACGGGUUGCCUCAUGUACAAAGUAUACUUUAUUCUGAGCUACUGGAAGAAGAUAGACGAAGUACUUCAUAUACUAAGAAAAGGCUCCACUUUAAAAUGGUUCUUGUUGUACUCGAUGAUGUGAAUGAUCCUGAACAAUUAGAAGUUUUAGUUGGAGAUGGGAAUUAUUUUGGCUCUGGAAGUAGAAUUAUUAUAACAACUAGAGAUGAGCAAGUGCUUAGGAACAUCAAAGCUAAUGAAAUUUACAAGGUUGAAGAAUUAAAUGAUGAUGAAGCUGUACAACUCUUUCAUUUGGCUGCUUUCCAAGAAGUGUCCUCUCCGAAGAAAAGCUAUACAAAGUUGGUAGAUAUAGCAGUAAACUAUGCUGGAGGUGUUCCACUAGCUCUGAAAGUUUUGGGUUCCUUCCUCCGUUGCCAAAAGAAGGAAAAAUGGGAGACUGCGUUGGAUAAAAUAAAGAAAAGAUCGAGCAACAAACUUCAAACUAUAUUGAAAACAAGUUAUGAUGAACUUGAUGAUAGUGAGCAGAGUCUCUUUCUUGACAUUGCAUGUUUCUUUAUAGGCAAUGAAAGAAAUUUUGUUGAAAGAAUACUAAACUGUGACAUAGAAGUAGAUAAUCUUGUUGAUAAGUCACUUAUAGUUGUAUCUCUUGACAACAAACUCUGGAUGCAUGAUUUGAUACAAGAAAUGGGUCAAGAGAUUGUUCGAAAAGAAUCCAUCAAAGAGCCUGGACAGCGUAGUAGGUUGUGGAUUGCAGAGGAUAUAUAUCACGUGCUGAAGAAUAACACAGGGACUGAAGCAGUUGAAGGAAUAUGUUUAGACAUGUCUAAGACUAGAGAUAUCAAUUUCAACCCUGAGGUCUUCCAAAAGAUGUAUAAUCUAAGAUACUUGAAAAUUUAUAAUUCACCAUAUGGUAACAGGGAGAGCAAUGUGUGCCCUUAUGAAGAUCUAGUGUAUUUCUCUGAUAAGCUUGUAUAUCUACAAUGGGAUGGAUAUUGCUCUAGAUUUUUGCCAGAAAAUUUUAUUCCAGAUAAUCUCGUAGAACUUAUCAUGCCCAAUAGUCGGGUUGAUAGGCUGUGGAAUGUAAGCCAGCCUCUAGGUAGCUUGAAAAAGAUGGAUCUUAGUUAUUGCAGAGACCUUGCUAAAGUUCCUGAUCUUUCUCAUGCUUCGAAUCUAACAACUCUUAGUCUCCAAGGUUGUCGUUCUCUAAACAAGUUUCCGAACCUUCCUAUGAAUGUAACAAGCUUAAACUUGAGUAAAACAUCCAUUAAAGAAGUUCCUGAUAUCUCUCAUGCUUUGAGUCUAACAACUCUUAGUCUUCACGGUUGUUAUUCUCUGAACAAGUUUCAAAACCUUCCUAGAAACAUAAGAAGCUUAAACUUGAGUACAACAUCCAUUAAAGAAGUGCCUUCAUCAAUCGAGUAUGUAUCUUGUCUUGAGAUAUUUGAUCUUACUGAUUGUUCAAAGCUGGAGAAUCUUCCCACAAGCAUUUGUAAGUUAAAAAAAUUACAAGGACUUUACCUCUCUGGAUGCAUGAGAUUCAAAAACUUCCCAGAAAUCUUAGAGCCUAUGGAAUGCCUAGUGGAACUCGAGUUAGAUAGAACAGCGAUUAGAGAGCUCCACUCGUCGAUUGAGAAUCUAGUCGGGCUUCAAUCAUUGCACCUAGAAAUGUGCAGUAACCUUGAGUCUGUCCCAAACAGCAUCCAUAACAUACGUUCUCUAGAUUAUGUUAGCCUCUGGCGCUGUACCAAUUUUAAAUCUUCACCGAGCAAUGAACUUUUGCUGUGUCCAGAUUGGCCCGAGUCAUCAUCAAGUCUUGAUGUUGAAACUACGCUUAUGGGGGGUUGGAAUGACUUCUCCAAUAUUGGAGAUGAAUCAAGACGUUAUAAUUUCUUCCAUAGAGUCCCUGCAGGUACAGGUUUGCCAUGUUCAAGUCAAGAAGAUUACCAUGAUCCCAUGAUUCUAGACUAACAAAUUAUCAAGUUAUACUCUUAAUACUAGUACACUACUACUAUACACAAGUAUUUUCCUUUUUUGCUCACAAUUUGAACUCAGUGUAGGUGAUGUUAACUUAGUUUUAACUCCGACUUGAUAAUCAUGUUUUUGUUUUCUACACAAAGCAUAUUUGGUCAAAUAUGUCACAUGCUUUGUUUUUAAUCAAGAAGUGGUAGACUUCAAC